AUGGCAAAGAUUCAGCUCGAUAGUCUCAAACAAUGUCUCCAGUUCUUAGAGUGGUUACGUGGAGAAGGGCGGGGGAUGCGAGGUAUGCGCUCUAAUGUGGCACUUGAACUCAUUGAGCGCAAGUCCCAUUAUUACAAUUGGGUUUCGUAUACUGGAGAUUUGCCACACGCCGUAUCGAAGUUCCUCGAUGACGUGUCCAAAUUUUAUAAUAGAUUGUGCUUUAAGGCAGAUGGCGGCAGUUACGACAAACCAAGUCGUGAUGACGUUUUCAAUGCUCUACUCGAGUGCGUCCCGAAGUUACUUACUGCCAUGUAUUUUCUUCUGUAUAACGUAGAUGCAAGUUUCAGCAAACUGGGUGGCGGGGGGUGGAGAGAGAACUGGCCGGGGUAUGAGACGAGCUGGUGGUUUCAUGGUUCCAGCGGCGGCCCAUUGCAGGAAUAUCUCAGAGCGCCAGUUGACGACCCUAAGUACGGCAAAACACGUGACACCCUACCUGGAGGUUUCGAAUAUGGCGAAAUAAGGUAUGGUAGAUAUUCCAAUGGCUAUAUCCAGGGCUAUUUUAUGACUGAAGACCUUAAAAAGAUUUUGAACAAAGAAAACUACAACGAUUUUCGCGAUAUAUUUCUCACUACAGUGAUUUCUAUGGCAGGCACGCAAACUCCGAACACAGCGAACGCUGUUGGUUUGGUUGGAAUGUUCUGCGACAUAGUGAUUAAAGAUAAUACGCAGGAUGGAGGUGAAUUAAAACGGAAAUUGGAGGACAACUUAAUUGAUAGCUAUGAUAAAAAAUGCAUACAUUGGCAAGAGCUGAAAUCCCAGUGCAAAAAGCUUAAAGACGAUUUGAAUCAAUUAAUAAACGAUGAUGGCUUCUCCUACACCGGCCAGGCGCCGCCUGUUACAUCAAUUAGCCAGACGGAAUUUGCAAGGAAGACCGCGGAAUGGUUGAAAGAACAAUUGUCGGCUGUGCGAACCAAUGUGACUACUAUUAGUAGUGAUUACCCUGACAUCCACCGUUCCGAUUUUUCGCCGAUUUAUGACUUCGCCGUCGAUAAUAUUUUCCCUUACGGUUUCACAUUUGGUGCGAAAAACUUUGGAACGUUUUUCCACGGACUGAAUGUCGUGCCACAAAAGUGGAAACGUGUACUAGGCAUGCUUAAAUCGAAUGAUGGCUUGGAGAAAUUGAGAACACUUUUGGAAGGUGAGGCGUGUCCAAAGUUUGACGCAGUGAAGCAUAUUCACACUAGUACUGAAGCGAAUAAAACUGAGGUAGGAACACUGACUGACACCAAAACGCAUGAUACUAAGACAGAGGGCAAGAGGGCAGAAGGAGCACAGAACCGGGGCGAGAAAGAGGAGGGAACACCUAAUCCGCGGAAUGGUAAAAAUACGGAUGCGUUUGCAGGUUCAUCGGUUGGAAAUUCAGAUCCGCGUCGGCCUUCCAAUUCAGAAGGAAUUCAAGACACGGCAGAGACUGGUGAUACGAUGGCUCCGGGGAAUGCCCAGUCAGCACAUCUGCCAGAUCAACAAACUGUUCAGUCCUCCACUCAUGGUAGUCCACCAACACUGCCAGGUUAUCCCUCUUCAGACUCUCCACCUAAUGUUACACACACGGUCGUCGUUGGUAAGUCAAGAGACGAGGCUCAGGGCUCAAUGUUUGAUGCACUCGCCGCCAAUUUGCCCAUUUCCAUUAGCAAUGUUGUAUUUCCUCAGACUCCUAGUGCCUCGGAUCCAAUACCUGCGCCAUCUGGUGGUCAUGAAUAUGGUGCCCAGGCGUCUGCUGACCGUAGUCCCAAAGGUGGUAAAGCAUCUCAGACACCUGAAGACCUCACUUCUACGCUUUCCCCUGCUCCAUUACGUGCUAGACCUAGAGAUAGAAUGGAUAGGACGUCAACAUGGGGGAAUUCGCGGUUUGGAGGUAGACGUGCACAGGUCACCGUUAGUUAUGAAUCCCGUCAUCCACCGGAAGUGGAUAGGUCAGCGACGACUCAAGGUACAGAUGCUGCUACGACGUCUACAGUUUCAUCUCCUUGUCCAGGGGGGGCCAGAGAUGACGGAGGGGUUGGGGAUAGUGGACAGGAGGGGUCUUGUAGCGCAGGAGUUCAGGAUUUGCCGAAGGCGCAGGACGGGUCUUCUCCACACAAAUGUUCUGGUAAGUGGGUUGAUGGCUGGCGUGUUGGCCAAAAGGUCUGCCUCUCCCACGAAGAUUAUAAAAGAGCUUUACACAUUGCGGAAAUCUGGGAAAGAGCAAAAAAAACAGAAGCGGAUCAACAGAAAAAGCAACGGGAAGAGGAAGAUAAAUUUGAACGGAUGAGAGCAUUACGUCAACAUUACCGUCAACAGGACCAGCUAUAUGAUCACAUACUAGCUGUAGAAGGCUAUGCUGGUGCCCCUCCACUGAGCGGCAAGGCAUUACCGGCCCCCCCCGACCCUGUAUUGCAAAAACAACAAGAAGAAGGUGAUAAAUUUCAAAUGUACUUACAGCAACGUAACAUAUUACAUGGCUCUGAUAUUAAGCCGUUCAAAAAGAAGCCUUUUGCUGGACCAUUAUUGCGACCUCCAAAACGUUCUAGGCCACCCCCGCCCGCAUUACAUAACCCUAAGACAACCGUUGCCACCAGUGAUGUAUACGGAAUAGUAGUGCCAAACAUUCCGAAAACUAAACCGAAUGUAAUAGACACAACACCCCAUGUCGAGAAUUUGGAUGACUAUCCUGUUGCUUUUCUGCAGCAUGUAGCCGGCGCUGAUUUGAAGAAUUUCAGUAUCAAAGAUGUUAAGGCUUCCGGAUCUGAGGAAAUCACACAGACACUGCCGCCCAUGCCGGAUUUUAAUGGAACGCCCAUUUUCGACCCCAACCUAAGUUCAUCACCGAAUCCUACCGCUAUAUUGUUACCUUCACCUCCACAUCCAAUCGUGCGCUUACAAGCCGUCAUUCCAGGCCGUCCUUCAUCGAAAAUUUAUCAUCCUCGUAUUGAUUUAUCUAUCCAGACGGUCCAUCAUGAAGAUCGCACAGUGGACGACAUUGGCACAGAUGACCCUCAGCCUCCCCCAGAACUCCAGCCACUCGACCCAAUAGGCCCAUACACCCCCGCUAUCAGUCUAAAUUUGGAAACACCAGAACCUCUUCCAGAACUACCAAACAACUCUGCUGCUGACUAUACACACAAUGCCUCCACUGUUGAAAUGUGCCUCGCUCCCUGGACAACCCAGACACCCACGCACGGCUCCACCGACAUCCCUGAGACUGAGCUGUUCCUCGCCGAGGCGCCGCGCACCGUCCGGGAUAUGCUUCAGUGGCUGGCAGGGCUUAAGAAUGAGAAGCAUCAUGAGACUCUAGAGAAGUGUAUUAACAAGGCAUUUAGUGGCCCGCAUAGUGACCCUUCACAGCUUGCACUUUCAGUCAACGGCUCUUACAUCAGACCCAAAGAUGUCUUCGACAUACUCCAGCUUACCGCCAUGUUUGCAGGUUCCGUGCUCACCGCUAUCGCACCUCGAUGGAGAGCGAAUGUGUCAUCAAGAUUUGUGAAGCCUAAGUCAUCUGACCAAUCCGAGGAGCCUGAUUGCUGCGCCCUACUAUGCCAGCUGCGUGACUACGUCUACGCCUCGCACCACCAGUUGGAGUUCCUCAAGUCGCAAUGUAAGCGACAUCAGUCUCAUGGUGGUUGGCAGGAUUGCCACUACGGCAGUGAUGUAUCUUCUCCUAGGUCCCCGCUCCAGUCCUUCCUGACUGACGGCUGGGACUCUGCCUUCGAGACGCACCUCUUCGACUCACGCAACAUAUGUCUUAAGAGCCGCGUCAGCAUGGGAUUCAAAUAUGAGGGUUUGCCUGAUGAAUCACAUGAUGGCAGGUAUCUUUCCACUAUACUAUCUCCCACCUGCGGCGGAGAGGAUCCAUUGGUAACGUUAUCCUCCUACCUUGUGUGCCUAACCAGACGGACGCCGCGAACAACCGGGGAGCUCGUCUCGUUCUUCCAUCAUUUUGGGAAUGAGCUGCACUUAUCGUAUUCUAGGGAGCCGUCCAACCUGGGUACUGCUCUCUCCACUUCACAUGCCGACUGCCCCAAGUGGGACCGUCUUGAGGGAUCCGACCUCGACGCCGUCCGGCAACUGCGGGGCUCUGAUUCUCCCAUCUCUAGCUACAAUCACACCACUACACUGUUCACACUGCUUGGCUGUCAAGUCGGCAAUGCUCACUGCCAUCGACACUGCUCGCCCAUCACGUACCGGGCCUACGCCCUAUACUCUCCGCUCUUCUCUCACACCUACCUCAGCUGGACGGUCUACCUGCCCGACAGACUGUUGGAGUCACUCGAGAGACUGAGUUGUGAUCUCGGCAGGCUUCAAUGCUCCGACAUUAGCUCCAUCCACAAUUGCGCUGGCGCGCUGCCUAUUCUCUACACUCACGGGUUCACGCCGCCGGAGGGUACGUCGCAGUCGUCGCCCAAGUUUUCCACGGUAGUCACAAAACUGGAAGCAGUGCUUUCCGGUGACGCCGUUGCGAACCUUAUGACCUGCAUGGACGCCUUCCUCUAUAGGGUCCGGAUGCCAUUUAUCUUCCUAUGCUUCGCACUCUGGUCAGUCGCAAUGCUCCUUUUCGCCCACACGAUACUUUACCGUGUGGAUAUAUGGUACAUCCGCUCCCACAUCAUGCGCUACAAGGUAUCUCACCUCAUCGACGUAAAGGUGCUACUCACCCUGAGCAGAAACAUGCCCUCCCUCUACGACAUCGAUUACUUCGACGACGACGAGGAACUUCCCCAAACAUCGAAAACACUUGUUCAGUGA
This is a messenger RNA of Babesia bigemina, 4782 nucleotides long. RefSeq lists its product as hypothetical. The record is from RefSeq and is a predicted model, not a curated record. Lineage: Eukaryota; Apicomplexa; Aconoidasida; Piroplasmida; Babesiidae. The coding region runs from base 1 to 4782 and encodes 1593 amino acids. The transcript has a single exon.